AAAAUAAGAUGUUUUUUGAGGAGCUCGUGGUACAUGAAGAAGCUAUGUUCAGGAUCCAACAUGCAGCAAUCAUUGUUCCCAGAACGAUUCGACAACUUGUCAAAUUCACUUCAGAAAUACCCAAAUUGAUAGGUUGGAAAGAUGCUGUGGUUAAACAAAUCGAGCAAUUUUAAUAAAGCUAUUAAUUUAUAACAAGUCAUUCAAGUUUAUGUAAAUUGGUGAAGCUAUAC
Messenger RNA from Rhizopus microsporus ATCC 52813, 230 nucleotides. RefSeq lists its product as uncharacterized. Lineage: Eukaryota; Fungi; Mucoromycota; Mucoromycetes; Mucorales; Rhizopodaceae. The record is from RefSeq and is a predicted model, not a curated record. The transcript has a single exon. Bases 9 to 173 code for a protein of 54 amino acids.